Molecule: messenger RNA, 550 nt
Organism: Aspergillus brunneoviolaceus CBS 621.78
Lineage: Eukaryota; Fungi; Ascomycota; Eurotiomycetes; Eurotiales; Aspergillaceae
Exons: 2
Coding region: 66-494 (142 amino acids)
Source: RefSeq, a predicted model, not a curated record
CUGUUUCUUCUCAAUCACUCUUCCCUUAAUGCAACCACCCUGAAACCUAGAAACUGUCUACAAACAUGGCCCUCUCAGCUGGGAUUAUGUCCAUUAUUGUGGAAUUUGUUGCCAGCUGUGAAGUCAUAGAUUGUUUUGGUGUCAAUUUAUCCCAUCUUGAUUCAGUCUCGAUGCAUGAUCUGGCCCGAUUACGACUGAUCAACAAGACUUUCUGCUAUUUUGCUUCCGAACACUUCUUUCGAACACUGACGUGGAUGCGGGGGCUAUGGGAGGAGAUCUGCUACAGCUCAUAUGCGGUACAUGUCCGCCAGGUGCAUCUGAUUGACCCAGAUCACGGUUCCGAAAGAAUGAGCUGGGAAAGGAUCACAAUGCAGCUGCCGACAGUCUUGUCCUGCCUACCUAACCUCGAAAGUAUGGUAGUCCAUCUUGAAUAUUCGAGUACUAGUGAUCUAGAAGCGAUUAAUCCUCCACGAGUCCUUGUACAGAGCUUCUAGGAGGCAUCACUGCUGAAACUGAGGAGUCUGCUUGUGUUUUUCGACGGGUGGAAGGC